AUUCACUCCACGAUGAGCGUGCGCGACAGCUUUCCUCCUGAGCAGCCCUCCGAGGGAUCUUCCGCGCCUGCUCGCCGCAAAAAGCGCCACCAAACGCUGCGGGCGUGUGAUUUGUGUCGUCGGAAGAAGAUCCGAAGCGAUGGCUUGGACGGAAAGAAAAUCCCGUGCACCAACUGUGCCGACUACGACCUCACCUGCACAUACGGGACCCACCAGUACAAGCAACCCGCGCGGCGAAUAAUUAUCGCAGACGGGCCUCCAAAGAGGUAUACAGACGCCCUCGAGCGCCGCUUGAGGCAGGUGGAGAGCCUGCUGCAGGAGCGGUGCCCCGACGUUGAUCUCGUUGCCGAAUUUGGUACUCCGCCGGCGGACCCGACGCGCGCGAGUGCGAGCGACCCUCCUUCUCCAGAGCCGUCACCAUCUGGUGGUGGGCAGGGCCUGUCUUACGUUGACUCCAUCAGCCUCGUUCUCAAGUCCAUUAUUGAGGACGACGAUGACACGACCGUGGCUGAUGACGAGGACGACGGACCCGAGCCCGCGCUUCGCCAGAGCACCAGCAAGCUGUCCCUUGACCCGUUCGAGUCUCGAUAUCAGAACAAGGCGCACGAGACGCGACUGUUCCAUAUCAUCAAGGAUAUCAAGGCCGACUACAACGGCGAGCCCAUGCGUGGGCCGGAGGCUGAGGUCUCCCGUCCGCAUUUUUCUAUCAUUCAGCCGUGGGAGUCCGUCACGCCCCACGUCUACCACUCGCAGUACUUCUUCCCCGACCCUGACCUGCUCGUGCGCCUCGUCGACGCGUACUUCGACAACAUGAACAUUUACUUUCCCGCCUUCCACCGCAUGAGCUUCGUCAAGGCGGUCUUCCAAGACGGUCUCCAUCUCUCGAAUCAGGCCUUUGGCGCAACGCUCCUCGCGAUGUGCGCAGUGGGCAGCCGCUUCAUGGCCGACGACCCGCGCGUGCUUGCCGAUAACUCCAACUCUCCGGCAAGCGCGGGCUGGGCCUUCUUCCGGCAGGUAGCAGACGGUCGGAAGAUUACGCUUGCGCGACCAACUCUGUUCGACAUACAAUUCCAACUGGUCGCGGGCCAAUUUUUGGCGUGGAGUACGGCCCCUCAGGCUGGGUGGAUUGAGGCUGGCCGGGGACUUCGAUACGCCGAAGACGUAGGGGCGCAUCGUCGUGCCUUUUACGAUGGCGUCCACACCCCUGCGCUGGAGGUCUGGAAGCGAACCGUGUGGUCGCUCAUAGUGCUCGAAGUAUUGUUGGGAGGUUGCCUUGGACGUCAGACGGCGUUGGCGAGCAAUCAAUAUGAUCUCCCCAUGCCUACCCCUGUCGACGACGAGCAUUGGGGCUCCGAACUCGAUGGCUACACCUGGAAACAGCCAGAGAACGUGAAGUCCGUCCUCGCGGGCUUCAACAUCUACAUCAAAAUUAUCAGGAUACAAGAUGUCAUGCUCCGUACCAUUUACGCGCUGAAGCCGACAAGGAGAUCCGCUGGUUUACCGACGAGUUAUGACCCCAAGAUUAUGUCCAUUCUCGACGCCGCACUCGACGAGUGCAUGGCCCAAGCCCCUCCGCAUAUACAAUGGAACCCGUCCCAAGCGGACCCGGUCCUCUUCAAGUACACCACCGCGCUCCACGCAUAUCUUCAGUACGUCCGGAUCGUGCUGCACCGGCCAUUCAUCCCGUCGCGCGUUGAGGUGUCGCACGCCUCCCUCGUUGCGUGCACGGAGGCCGCGCAUUCUAUUGCGCGUAUGGUGGAAGUGCACAGAAAUCGUAGCGGAGGACACGCACCGCUGCUCAUUCUCAUGACGUUCGCCGCGGGAAUAAUCCUGACGUUGAAUGUCUGGCAAUGCCGCAGAGGCGGCGUUUCGGGCGAUAAGCACGACAGAUUCUAUGAAGAGGCUUUGUUUUGCGUGAACUUCUUUGAACGGCAUGAAUCAAUAUGGCCAUUGGCAAACCGCUUCAAGGAUGCGCUGAAGGAGCUUCUGUCAAUUGAGCAGUAUCCGUCACCUCAGGAAGAGUGGCGGCAACCGCCUGAUCCGCGCCUGCCCGUCCCCUCUGAGUACGCACCGUACAGCGAUCCCCUCCGGCAUUCCUACGACUCCGUCUCGUCCACCACCUCAUCUGCCAGCUCUCCUACGGAUUAUGCUUGCAACCAGCCAACGACCUUCGGAGGUUGGCCUCUGGUGCCGCCGCAUCCCAACGUAGAUCUAUCGCCCACGCACAUACCCCAUCGCGUAUUACCUAGGUAUGGCGCUGCGUGGGAGCCGCCUCAGUCGGAGUGGGCGCAAGCGCAGGCCCAUCAACGCGCGGACCAUUGGCCGAAUGCGCCUGCGCUAUUGAUCGACGACUGGAGCUCAUAUAUCGACACCUUUCGCCAGUCGGGCCGAUCAGGCGGGGCGCAGAUGCAGCAAGCGCAUCAGCUUGGGGCUCAUCAUUCGCAUCCACAUAGCGGAGGCGACGCGUAUAUGAAUAUGAUGUAAAGUAUAAGGAUUGUUGAAUCUACUCAUAGACCAUC
Messenger RNA from Schizophyllum commune H4-8, 2519 nucleotides. RefSeq lists its product as uncharacterized. The record is from RefSeq and is a predicted model, not a curated record. Gene Ontology annotation, molecular function: zinc ion binding; DNA binding; DNA-binding transcription factor activity, RNA polymerase II-specific. Gene Ontology annotation, biological process: regulation of DNA-templated transcription; DNA-templated transcription. Bases 13 to 2484 code for a protein of 823 amino acids. The transcript is spliced from 18 exons. NCBI's taxonomy places the organism in Eukaryota, Fungi, Basidiomycota, Agaricomycetes, Agaricales, Schizophyllaceae.